AUGGCCACCGGCAUCUCGACCCCUAUCACGGGCACGUCCACCCCGGCCCGCAAGAUCUCCCACCCGCUUCACGACCAGCCCCUCGCCGAGCCCCAAGUCACGCCGGCCAAGGAGGACGACACCAGUGCUCUCGAGGCCAUGCGCGCCGGCAAGCCCUACAUCGCCGGCGACGCGUACCUGGACAAACUGCGUAACCAUGCCCUCGCGCUGCUGCAGAAGGGCAACAUGGAGCUCGACAUGGGGCGGCGUAUGGCGAUGUGGAAUGGAUUCCUCGACCUCAGGUAUCAGGACAGGAAGAGGAUCUUCAUUGCCGCACCCUUCUUGUGCGAAUAUGGAUUCAACGUCUCGAUUGGCGACGACGUGUUUAUCGGCCCAAACGCUACAUUUUUGGACGUUUGCCCGAUCCGCAUUGGAAACCGCACGAUGAUCGGCGCAAAUGCGCAGUUCUACACCCCGCAGCACCCCAUCAUGCCCGAGGAGCGCGACGGUCUCGACGGCGCAGAGUGGGCUUCCCCAAUCACCAUCGGUGACGACGUCUGGGUCGGCGGCGGCGUCAUCAUCCUUGGCGGCGUCACGAUUGGCGACGGGUGCACGAUCGGCGCUGGGUCCGUUGUGACCAAGGACGUGCCGCCUCGCUCAGUGGUGGUUGGGAACCCCGGUCGGGUCGUUAAGACUCUUCCUCUGCCUGAGAAGAAGGAUGAGAAGAAGGAGGAGGCGAAGUGA
Messenger RNA from Trichosporon asahii var. asahii CBS 2479, 723 nucleotides. RefSeq names its product putative O-acetyl transferase. Bases 1 to 723 code for a protein of 240 amino acids. The transcript is spliced from 3 exons. Gene Ontology annotation, molecular function: acetyltransferase activity. Lineage: Eukaryota; Fungi; Basidiomycota; Tremellomycetes; Trichosporonales; Trichosporonaceae. The record is from RefSeq and is a predicted model, not a curated record.